Messenger RNA from Oryzias melastigma (Indian medaka), 4559 nucleotides. It is a transcript of the gene smc1a, whose product is annotated as structural maintenance of chromosomes 1A. Gene Ontology annotation, molecular function: protein binding; ATP hydrolysis activity; DNA binding. The record is from RefSeq and is a predicted model, not a curated record. Gene Ontology annotation, cellular component: cohesin complex; nucleus; chromosome. The coding region runs from base 251 to 3946 and encodes 1231 amino acids. Gene Ontology annotation, biological process: sister chromatid cohesion. Lineage: Eukaryota; Metazoa; Chordata; Actinopteri; Beloniformes; Adrianichthyidae. The transcript is spliced from 26 exons.
AGAUUGUAAAAUGGCGCUUUGUUUUCGCAAAUGCUCCGAGUUUAUUUGAUACAAAUUUUCAUCUAUAUGAUAUUGUUUACGUAAACGUAAUUCUCAUAAUGUAAAUUUCUACUACUAAACAUCGACCUAGAGCUACUACUCUUUCAUUUGCGCGCGCAUCCGCCUGUAGCAUUAGCUCACUAGCUAUUUUUUGCUAAGCUAACAUUGACCGUGCAGCUGUUUUUCCAGCCUGCAGCACAAAUAAAGAAAAAUGGGUUAUUUAAAACUCAUUGAGAUCGAGAACUUUAAAUCAUAUAAAGGGAGGCAGAUCAUUGGACCGUUUCAUAAAUUUACUGCGAUCAUCGGACCUAAUGGAUCGGGAAAGUCCAACCUCAUGGAUGCCAUCAGCUUUGUGUUGGCAGAGAAAACCAGUAAUCUGCGUGUAAAGACUCUGAAGGAUCUGAUCCAUGGAGCACCAGUAGGAAAACCAGCUGCAAACCGAGCCUUUGUCAGCAUGGUUUACCAAGAGGAUAAUGGCGAGGAACGCACCUUCACAAGAGUUAUCAUUGGUUCUUCUUCUGAGUAUCGGAUCAACAGCAAAGUUGUGGGUCUGCCAGAUUAUAGUGAAGAACUGGAAAAACUUGGCAUUUUGAUCAAGGCUCGGAACUUCCUGGUUUUCCAGGGAGCGGUAGAGUCUAUUGCCAUGAAGAACCCCAAAGAGCGUACAGCUCUGUUUGAGGAGAUCUCACGCUCAGGAGAGCUAGCCCAGGAGUAUGAUCGACGGAAGAAGGAAAUGGUGAAGGCAGAAGAAGACACGCAGUUCAAUUACCAUCGCAAGAAAAACAUUGCUGCAGAACGCAAAGAAGCUAAGCAAGAGAAGGAGGAGGCCGAGCGUUACCAGAGACUUAAGGAUGAAGUGGCCAGAGCCAGCGUUCAGCUCCAGCUCUUCAAGCUGUACCACAAUGAAACUGAGAUCGAAAAGCUCAACAAAGAGCUGGGCCAGCGGAACAAGGAGAUCGAGAAGGACCGUAAGAAGAUGGACCACGUGGAGGAAGAGCUAAAAGACAAGAAAAAGGAGCUGGGCAGAAUGAUGAGGGAGCAGCAGACCAUCGAGAAAGAAAUCAAGGAAAAGGAUUCUGAGCUGAACCAGAAGCGGCCUCAGUACAUCAAGGCCAAGGAGAACACUGCUCACAAGAUCAAGAAGCUGGAGGCGGCGCGGAAAUCGCUGCAGAAUGCACAGAAAAUGUACAAGAAGCGCAAAGCAGACAUGGACGAGUUAGACAAAGAGAUGAGGGCAGUGGAGUUAGCCAAACAAGAUUUUGAGGAAAGGAUGGAGGAGGAGGCACAGAGCCAGGGCCAGGACCUCACUCUAGAGGAAAAUCAGGUUAAGCAGUACCAUCGCCUGAAGGAGGAGGCCAGCAAGCGCGCUGCAACUUUGGCCCAAGAGCUGGAAAAGUUCAACCGCGACCAGAAGGCUGACCAGGACCGCCUUGACUUGGAGGAGAGGAAGAAAGUGGAAACAGAGGCUAAAAUCAAACAGAAAAUCCGUGAAAUCGAGGAAAACCAGAAGCGUAUCGAGAAAUUAGAGGAUUAUAUCACCACCAGCAGGCAGUCACUUGAUGAACAGAAGCGCAUGGAGGAAGAGCUGACUGAGGAGGUGGAGAUGGCCAAGAGAAGAAUUGAUGAGAUUAACAUGGAGCUCAACCAGGUCAUGGAGCAGCUGGGGGACGCCAGAAUCGACAGGCAGGAGAACAGCCGACAGCAGCGUAAAGCCGAGAUCAUGGAGAGCAUCAAACGGCUGUAUCCUGGCUCUGUGUAUGGCCGCCUGAUCGACUUGUGUCAGCCCACUCAGAAGAAGUAUCAGAUUGCUGUCACCAAAGUGUUGGGCAAAAACAUGGACGCCAUCAUUGUUGACUCUGAGAAGACGGGCAGAGACUGUAUUCAGUACAUUAAGGAGCAGCGAGGAGAGCCUGAGACCUUCCUUCCUCUAGACUACCUCGAGGUAAAACCAACAGAUGAAAAACUCCGAGAACUGCGAGGGGCAAAGCUGGUGAUUGAUGUGAUUCGCUAUGAGCCGCCCCACAUCAAGAAAGCUCUGCAGUACGCCUGUGGCAACGCUCUCGUGUGUGAGAAUGUAGAGGACGCUCGACGGAUUGCUUUUGGGGGGCCGUACAGACACAAGACUGUUGCUCUGGACGGAACUCUGUUCCAGAAGUCUGGAGUCAUCUCCGGAGGAGCCAGCGACCUGAAAGCCAAGGCCAGACGUUGGGACGAGAAGGCAGUGGAUAAACUCAAAGAGAAAAAGGAAAAACUUACCGAGGAGCUCAAGGAACAAAUGAAAGCAAAGAGGAAGGAGGCGGAGCUGCGGCAGGUGCAGUCUCAGGCUCACGGGCUGCAGAUGAGACUGAAGUACUCUCAGAGUGAUCUGGAGCAGACAAAAACUCGUCACCUCUCCCUCAACAUGCAGGAGAAGUCCAAACUAGAGAGCGAGCUGGCAAACUUCGGCCCUCGCAUCAACGAUAUCAAAAGGAUAAUCCAGUCCCGUGAGCGUGAAAUCACCGACCUCCGUGAUCGCAUGAACCUGGUGGAAGACGAGGUGUUUGUCGAGUUCUGCAAAGAGAUCGGGGUGAGGAACAUCCGAGAGUUUGAGGAGGAAAAAGUAAAGAGACAGAACGAGAUCGCCAAGAAACGACUUGAGUUUGAGACUCAGAAAACCCGUCUGGGCAUUCAGGUGGAUUAUGAGAAAAACCAGCUGAAGGAGGACCAAGAGAAGGUCAUGAUGUGGGAGCAGACUGUCAAGAAGGACGAGGCGGAAAUAGAGCGACUAAAGAAGGAGGAGCACAGGCACAUGAAAAUCAUCGACGAGACGAUGGCUCAGCUGCAGGACCUGAAAAACCAGCACCUCACCAAGAAAUCUGAAGUCAACGAUAAAAACCACGAAAUGGAGGAAAUCCGCAAAAAACUUGGAGGAGCUAACAAAGAGUUGACCCAGCUCCAAAAGGAGGUGACGGCCAUCGAGACCAAACUGGAGCAGAAGCGCAGUGACCGCCACAACCUGCUGCAGGCCUGCAAAAUGCAGGACAUCAGGCUGCCUCUUCGCUCAGGAACUAUGGAUGAUAUCAGCCAGGGAGAGGGAAGCUCUCAGACUGAUGAGUCCAGUAGUCAGAGGACAUCCAGCAGCGUCCUGGCUAAAGAAGCGCUCAUUGAGAUUGAUUAUAGCAGCCUGUCUGAAGACCUUAAGGACGCUCUGUCAGAGGAGGAGAUCAAGGGGGAGACCAACACACUCCAGCAGCGUCUGAACGAGCAGCAGAGCAUCCUGCAGAGGAUCAGCGCUCCCAACAUGAAGGCCAUGGAAAAGCUCGAGAGUGUCAGGGACAAGUUCCAGGAGACCAGUGAUGAGUUUGAAGCUGCUCGUAAGAGGGCUAAGAAGGCCAAACAAGCCUUUGAGCAGAUCAAGAAAGAGAGGUUUGACCGUUUCAACACCUGCUUUGAGUCUGUGGCGACCAACAUCGAUGAGAUUUACAAAGCGCUGUCUCGCAACAGCAGCGCUCAGGCUUUCUUGGGCCCAGAAAACCCAGAAGAGCCGUAUCUGGACGGCAUCAAUUAUAACUGUGUGGCUCCAGGAAAACGGUUCAGACCCAUGGACAAUCUGUCUGGAGGAGAGAAGACCGUUGCUGCUCUGGCUCUGCUGUUCGCCAUUCACAGCUACAAACCGGCUCCCUUCUUUGUCCUGGAUGAGAUCGAUGCCGCUCUGGACAACACUAACAUUGGCAAGGUGGCAAAUUACAUCAAAGACCAGUCUGUGCAGAACUUCCAGGCCAUCGUCAUUUCUCUGAAGGAGGAGUUCUACACUAAAGCAGACUCUCUCAUCGGUGUCUAUCCAGAGCAAGGAGAUUGCGUCAUCAGUAAGGUGCUCACCUUUGACCUCUCCCAGUAUCAGGAUGCCAACCCCAACCCAAAUGAAUAAUUCUGGCUUCUCCACGUCAGCAUUUUGAAAAGGUUUUACUCUGAGGUCAAAUUACGCAUCAGAUUUCUUUUCCAGUUUUUUUUUUCCCUUUUCUUUUCUGUUUUUAUAUAUGCUAGUGUGAUAAACGUGUCUUUUUAUUGGUAGCUAUUUUCUUCUUCGUAGGCAGUAAAAAUGUACAUACAUUAUCUUAAAGCAGCCCUUCUUCAAUUUGGCUAUAAUAGUUAAACCAAAAAUGAUCAUGAUGACAGUGAGGAAAGUCCAGCUGUAUUGAGGUUCGCACAUUUGCAGACUUUUGUGGCGCCGACUUUCAGUCUAUGUUCUUGUUUAUACCAGCAGACUUUUACAUUUUAUGUGUGCUACAAUUUUUAUUCUAGUGCAGCAGAGACAUUCCCUUGUGAUAAUGAAAUAAACAUUUAAUUGGCUUCAGCUGGCAGCCCUUUAAUUAGAUAACAAAGCUUAGCAAAUCUGCAUAAAGCAGAUAUUAAAUAUGGAGAGGAUCUUCCAGCUGGAGGAUUGUUUGUGUGUUUGACGAACGGCGAUGUCAGCUUUUGGUAAACAAACAUCAUCAUGUCUGCGUUGAUUGAUUGCUUCAAUAAAUAUAAUUUGAAUAAUU